AUGGCGCCAUAUGGGCAUAACUACGCGGAAACUACUAAAGAAUGGCAGCCUCUUUUGGGCAACUUGAACGGAGAUGUUGAACAAACAAGGAAAUGCAAGUUUUUCAAUUUGUUAAGUGAAAAGGUCAGCAAGUCUUUGAAAGGUUUCCAAGAUUUUACAGUGAAAGCAUGGGAAAUGGGUCGUUCUGAUCCCAAGAAAGUCAUAUUUGCUAUCAAGAUGGGAUUAGCAUUGUCAAUUGUAUCCUUGCUCAUAUUCUGGAAAGGAUUCAAAGAGGACAUUUCUCAGUAUUCAAUCUGGGCAAUCUUAACUGUCAUUGUGAUGUUCGAAUACAGCAUAGGAGCAACAUUUAUAAAAGGAUUUAAUCGUGUAUUGGGCACAAUAUGUGCUGGAAUUCUUGCCUUUUCCUGUGCUGAGCUCUCUAUUUUGGCUGCCGGUCAAGGAGAAGAAGUCCUAAUUGUUUCAACUAUUUUUAUUGCAGGGUUCUUGUCAUCCUAUUUGAGGCUGUACCCGACAAUGGCUCCUUAUGAUUAUGGUUUUCGAGUAUUCAUAUUAACUUACUGCAUUCUUAUGGUUGCUGGGAAUCGAACACGGGAAUACACCACGGCGGUCGUAACUAGAUUAGUACUUAUUGCACUUGGUGCUGGUGUUUGUUUUGUCGUAAAUGUGUUUAUAUACCCCAUCUGGGCCGGUGAUGCAUUACACAGUUUGGUGGUGAAAAAUUUCACGGACCUGGCUGUCUCCCUGGAAGGUUGUGUUAAUGGGUACCUGAAAUGUGUUGAAUACGAAAGGGUUCCCUCGAAAAUCCUGACAUUCCAAGCUUAUGAUGAUCCACUUUACAAUGGCUACCGAUCGGUGCUGGAAUCUACAAAAAGAGAAGAUACUCUGUUUGGCUUCGCUAUCUGGGAACCACCUCACGGUCGUUUCAGAAUGUUCAAUUAUCCUUGGAAAAACUAUGUCAAAGUGAGUGGUGCACUGAGGCAUUGUGCAUUUAUGGCCAUGGCUCUACAUGGAUGCAUUCUGUCAGAAAUACAGGCUCCUGCAGAAAGGCGGCAAGUCUUUCGUAGUGAGCUCCAGAGAGUUGGAGAAGAAGGUGCAAAUGUUUUGCAGGAGCUUGGAAGCAAGUUAGAGAGGAUGGAAAAACUAAGCCCUGGAGACAUACUAAAAGAGGUGCAUGAAGCAGCAGAGCAACUACAAAAGAAGAUAGACCAAAAAUCGUACCUUCUAGUCAAUUCUGAGAGCUGGGAAAUUGCAAGACAUCCUCAGGUAUUUCAAGACCUUGAAAAUCUUAAAGAGAACGAGAAUACUAUGUUGGGAUUUAAGUCCGCAAGUGAAGCAGUAUUGGACUUGAGGUCACUUACUCUUUCUACACCUUCGAAAGACUCUCAACAUAAUUUGUUUGCGAAAGAAGCAUCUCGGCCUUCCUGUUUUUCUUUCAAUGCCGAUGCAGGAAUCGAAGAAAGUGAGUGCAGAUCAUAUGAAAGUGCAAGUGCCUUAUCUUUAGCAACAUUUGCUUCGCUUUUGAUUGAAUUUGCUGCAAGGCUUCAAAAUGUAGUUGAAUCAUUUGAAGAACUGAGUGAGAAAGCCAACUUCGCGGAGCCUAUUAUGAACUCUGCGGUUGUUAAAAAGAAAGCUGGGUUUUGGAUCAUUCUGUCUAGGUGCUUCGGGUUACAAAAUUAG
Messenger RNA from Dovyalis caffra, 1677 nucleotides. Lineage: Eukaryota; Viridiplantae; Streptophyta; Magnoliopsida; Malpighiales; Salicaceae. The record is from the annotation of a GenBank genome assembly.